This is a messenger RNA of Meloidogyne enterolobii, 533 nucleotides long. Lineage: Eukaryota; Metazoa; Nematoda; Chromadorea; Rhabditida; Meloidogynidae. The record is from the annotation of a GenBank genome assembly.
AUGGGUUUGAAUACAUUAAAAAACUUAUUGAAUAAAUUUCCUUUUAAUAAAUAUCCAUGGAACCAUAAAAUCGAGAAAAUGACGAAAAAAAAAGAAGAAAAAUUGUGUAAAAAAUGGAAUAUUAACGAUGGCACUUUAUAUAAAUUCUGGUGUAUAAUUUAUAAAUGUGACGGGGAAAAAAUUUAGUUUUAAUGGAUUUAUAAAAUGUUCCAGGUGGAAGAUAAAAAUAUGAAUAAAUGAAUAGGAUUUUUUGGAAAAGGUGGAAGAAGAUUAAUUUAGAAGGAGGGGAAUGAUAGUAGGAUAAAAUGUAAUGGUUUUUAGUUAAGCUAAUAUGAAGAAAUUAGUUGGAGGAGAAGUUUUGUUUGGAUUAAAUUCUGAUUUUUUAUAGAAGUUCUGUGUUUUGUUUGGAAAAAAUUCUGAUUUUUAUUAUAGGAAAAGUACUGUUUUGUUUGGAAAAGGUUCUGAUUUUCUUUUAGUGUUUUGUUCGAAUAAAAUUCUGAUUUUUUUAAUUCUGAUUUUUUAAAUUCUGAUUU